AUGUCCGAGUCUGCUGAAUCGACUGCGGCCGCGGCCGCGGCCCGGGCCUUCGGUGCUCACCUGGAGGAUGACGAUGGACUCGACGGCGAGUUUGGCACGGCCACCGAGUACCCCGACCAGCUCGACUACUAUUCCCUACUGGGUCUUGCACAGAAACCUCCUCCUACCGACACCGAAAUUCGAUCCGCAUACCGCAACCUGACCUUGAUGUUCCACCCGGACAAGCAACCGUCGCAUUUACAGCAAUCUGCCGAGCAGCAUUUCAAGCGCAUCCAAACUGCAUAUGAUACCCUGAUUGAUCCCAAGAAGCGCGUGGUAUAUGAUUUACUGGGAGCUGAAGGCGUGGCUAAAGAAUGGGGUCAUGGUGGUGCAAUGGGCGUGGGAGGGGACGCCGAGAGGCAGCAAGUGGGCGUCAAGGCCAUGACGCCGCAGCAAUUUCGUCGCUGGUUCACAAAGACUAUGAAGAGGCGCGAACGCAAAGCAGUACAAGAAAUGGUCGACAGUCGGGGCUCCAUCACCCUCGGAAUCAAUGCGUCUUCGACUAUUCGUGUGGACGAGGAUGAUGAUGUGACUAUCCAGAUCCCGGAUACGGUUGUUCCGGUGUCUUACGCUGCCAAGUACUCAUUUCAGACUCCUCUAAACUUACCGACAUUUGGGAAGAAGGUAAAAGAAGAGGAAGUGCCGCUCCAAAAGAAGGAAAAGCCAGACGAAAGCACGGCGGAGGAAGAAGAAGAGGAGGAGGAAGUAGAAGAUCCUGUGCAUGUGACAUUCAGUGCAGGAAUCGCCGGCAACAUUGUUCAUCGCGUGCAACCGGCAAAGGCUCGAUUCGAGGAUGGCACGGAGGAAGAGAUGCAAAUUCCCUUGCCUCCAGUUUUGAUUGCCAAUAAUAUAAGUCUGGGCGCCACCUUGACACCCAAUGUCAGCGAGUUGAUCGGCACCAAAGGUAUAUGGAAUAACCAGCUAUUUUCAACUUUGAGGGAUUCAACUGUCCUUGUAGAAGCCAAUGUUUUACCUGUUCCAAUUUUGAGGACAACCGUUGCCCGGGCCUUCCAGCCGAUUCCUGGCAUCAAGCCUUUCCAGGUUACUACGAAAACCACCUUUAUGCGCUCCCUGUUGGAGUCCCCACCUUCCUUAGAAGUGCAUGUCACCAAGGAAGUUGCGUCAAGGAAGCUUGCCUUCUGUGCUUGGUCAAGUGGUCUCUGGUACUAUCCAGAUUUCCUACUUGACAACUUCUUUUUCCGUGGGAUGACAGUGGAGGACAUGUAUGCCUCUGCUGGCGAUCUCAGCAGUCUCCAAGUCGGCCUGAUCUCCCUGCCAAAACAGCCACUAAACGUCGUUUCCAUGGAUGAGGAUGAUGCAGAGACUGAAGAGGCAGAAUUGCGCCGACACCUCCAGAAGAAGCAGAUGACUGAUCGUGCCGCCGAGUCUUGGCAGACUUUUGUUCAAGUUUCUCCCGGGGGAGGUGGUCUGGGUCUAACAUAUUCACGAAACCUGUUCUCAGGGACGCCGGCUGACGAUCCUUUGAAGUCAGAAUGGAGUGACGAAGGCUAUGCCCCAAUGGCGAAGAUGGAGGAUGCCCGAGCUGUACGUCUAGAGGUUUCCAGUACAGUCAGCCCGAAUCUCUCCUUCGUAUGGAGUCUCAAAGGGACCCGCCGGGUCGGUGAAUUCACCAAGAUGGGUGUUGGAAUUGGCUUCGCUGAUCAGGGUAUUUUGAUGACCAUUGGCUGGAGCCGACUGGGCCAGGGUCUCAACUUGCCCAUCGUACUUUGCUCCAAGGACGAGGCUACCCACGAUGCUGCUAUUUUGGCAAGCAUCUUCACAUGGGCUAGCUAUCUUGCAAUCGAAUUUGGCUACGUCCGACCGCGCGACAGAAAGCGACGUCGCGAGGCGGCUGCUCGUCGUCACAACCAACUGAAGAAGCUGGUUCCACAGAAGCGCGCCGAAAGUGAACAGGCCAUCCAGCUCAUGGGAGACCAAGUUCGGAGGCGACAGGUGCGCGAGCAUGAACAGGAUGGUCUAGUGAUCGACCGGGCUGAAUAUGGAUACUGGCCACCGGCGGAUCGCAAACCCAAGCCUGGAUUUGAAGAGCCUCGCACGACCGAUGUAAUCUUCCCCGUAGCUAACCUCGUCGACCGGGGUCAGCUGGUGAUCGGUGCGAAGACCGUCAAACAUCAAAUAAUCGGAUUCCAUGACCCAGCACCGCUACUGAAGAAGCGGUUGAAGAUCUGGUACACUUUCCAAAACCGGUCUCACUUUGUGGACAUUGGCGACAAAGAGGGUGUUAUCUUGCCUCAGCGAGCCCAUGUCUGUCCUGAAUCCGAACAGUUCAAUCCGCUGGCUACUUAG
This is a messenger RNA of Penicillium cataractarum, 2346 nucleotides long. Its product is annotated as J domain-containing protein. Bases 1 to 2346 code for a protein of 781 amino acids. NCBI's taxonomy places the organism in Eukaryota, Fungi, Ascomycota, Eurotiomycetes, Eurotiales, Aspergillaceae. The transcript is spliced from 4 exons. Gene Ontology annotation, biological process: cristae formation. The record is from RefSeq and is a predicted model, not a curated record.